ACUUCAACAGGGACGCACAAACACUGCCCCCCCGAUAACACACCUCCGCGUCCCCCGGGACCAUGAGCCGGGUUGCCUCAGCUCUCCGGCGGACGUUUGGGAUCGUACGCGAGCACGUCGGGACGGAUCAUCUGGGGAAUAGAUAUUAUGUUGUCCCGGAGCAGAAGACAUGGACAGGAUGGGCGACUCCUGGGACAGAGGAAAGAGGAAGACAUGUCCGUGCCAAGCGGAUGGUAGAAGCAGCCAAUCCCACAGAAUACGAAUAUAUAGAAGGCAGCAUACCGAUGGAGUGGGACGCUUGGAUCCGAGGCAGACGGAAGGAGCCCCCCUCCGUCGAGGAGCUGGUGAAGAAUGAGUCUUACAGGACGCAGAUCAAGCUGAAGGCCAAGGAGGUGGAGGAGAAAGAUCUGGCCCUGCAGGCCAAGGAGUAUGAAGAAGGGCUGGUGGCGACUCCUGCGAGGACUCUGGCUGAAGGUCAUGCAGCCGCCACUAGUUUCGGGAAGCAGGAGAUCAGCGAGGACCCCACCAGCACGGCAAACACCUUUCAGCCUGGCUCCUGGAUGCCCACUUCCAAGAAAUAGACUGAGAUGUCCACACACACUGAAGCUGCUAUGCAGUAUAAUGUGAACUAACAGAAAAGCCCCACAAUAAACACUGCCUUUGUGAAAGUGAUAUUCAAUUUUUGUCAAGACUUGAUAUUGUUUUUUUAAAUAUGAAACAUCAUUCACAAUAAUCCACUGCAAGUGAGCAGCACACAAAGAUAUGACCUCAGUAAGGACCAGUUUGAUCAGCUCAUCUUGGAGUCAGUCUCACAUAAUCCUGCAUUAUGUUUCACAGAGGAAGUGUUUAUUUCGAGGCGGUUUUAUUGGUCUGUAUUACAUCAUAAAGAGGUUUAUAUUUUUCUGGUCUCUUAUUAUAUUGAAUAUACACAAAGACAACAUCAUCUUGAAGCUGAGAUAUGUAAGUGAUGUGUUAUUUAAUGUAGUUGAAAGGUUUGUUAGUGAAGAAAAACACUGGAAUUGCUCAUUAGUACACCGGCUACAAAUGUUUCAGGGAUACUGAAACAAAUAAUUGUUAAUUAAAUCGGCAUUACAUCUGUACUGAGGCAAAUCAAAAAUGUUUUAAUUACACAUCAAGAAUUCAGCUAUGUCCAAAGAAAUGAUGCAGAUGUAAUUAUCCUUCAGAAAAUAAAGGGUUUAAGUGUAAAGAUGAGUAGAACGAGAUGUGGUGAAAGCAGGUGGGAAAGUAAAACGCUGUGGGAAAGAUUAAAGAACACAUGUGAAAUUAAAUGAAAUCUGUUCAGUCCAGUCCACGGUGUAAUGAGACUGUAGUUACAAUAAAUGCUGUGUUAAUGGUUCGGUUCA
Molecule: messenger RNA, 1364 nt
Organism: Hippoglossus stenolepis (Pacific halibut)
Lineage: Eukaryota; Metazoa; Chordata; Actinopteri; Pleuronectiformes; Pleuronectidae
Gene: ndufaf2
Product: NADH:ubiquinone oxidoreductase complex assembly factor 2
Exons: 5
Coding region: 63-581 (172 amino acids)
Biological process (GO): mitochondrial respiratory chain complex I assembly
Cellular component (GO): membrane
Source: RefSeq, a predicted model, not a curated record